AUGGGAAAAUGUAGUAAAGAUCAAAGAGAUAUAUUCUAUCGACUUUCGAAAUCAGAAGGUUACAGAGCCAGAUCAGCAUACAAACUAAUCCAUCUAGACCAACACUAUCAUCUCUUCAACAAUCCAAACCAACCCAUCAAAACAGUCGUCGAUCUAUGUGCUGCUCCUGGUUCUUGGUCUCAAGUUUUGGUCAACAAACUUGGUCAUCAUCCUGAACUUCAUGAUGAAUUACCUAAAAUCGUGGCUGUCGAUUUACAACCUAUGGCUCCUUUAUCUGGUGUACAUCAAUUAAUGGGUGAUAUCACUCAAAUCGAAACUGCUCAAGCUAUCAUGUCUUAUUUCAAUGGUCAAAAAACUGAUUUGGUCGUAUGUGAUGGUGCACCUGAUGUCACUGGUUUACACGAUUUAGAUGAAUUCGUUCAAGCACAAUUAUUACUUGCAGCACUCAAUAUCACGUUAUCUUUAUUAAGAGAAGGAGGAAGUUUUGUUGCCAAGAUCUUCAAAGGAAGAGAUGUAGGCUUAUUAUUAUCACAAUUAGAUUGUUUCUUUGAAGAAGUCUCAACUUUCAAACCCAAAAGUUCAAGAGAUUCAAGUAUAGAAUCAUUUGUGAUUUGUAGAAAUUAUAAACCACCGAUUGGGUUUAUACCAGAUAUGAAUCAACCUUUUUCAGAACACCCUUCGAUUCAUUCUUCAUCAACCGAAACCUCUUCUCAAUCGAUUCAUUUAAAACAAAUCCUUCAGUUUGUGGCUUGUGGUGAUUUAUCUGCUUAUGAUCCAAUCGAAAAUCCAACUACUUCAUCCAUCAACAACUCAACAAAUCAUUCAACUCAACUUACUUCAUCUGAACUUGGCUCUGAAACUUUGAUCUCUAAAUUAACCAUUUGA
Melampsora larici-populina 98AG31 is the source of this 885-nucleotide messenger RNA. RefSeq lists its product as uncharacterized. The transcript is spliced from 6 exons. Gene Ontology annotation, biological process: cytoplasmic translation; tRNA methylation. The record is from RefSeq and is a predicted model, not a curated record. Gene Ontology annotation, molecular function: tRNA methyltransferase activity. Gene Ontology annotation, cellular component: cytoplasm. Lineage: Eukaryota; Fungi; Basidiomycota; Pucciniomycetes; Pucciniales; Melampsoraceae. The coding region runs from base 1 to 885 and encodes 294 amino acids.